AUGACCUUAUACUACACGAUCGUUUUUCUCAUCCUAGUGGUGGAGAUUGCAUUCUUUCUAUUGCUCAUGACACCAAUGCCGAACAAUUGGCGUAAACACAUGUUCAUGUUCUUGUCGACUAACCCCGAGGUACAGCACAUUAAAUACAUUCUACGCAUUGUCUUUGGAUUCAUAUUUGUUCUCUUUAUCGAUUCUAUCAAUCGCCUCCAAACAAUCCAAAAUGCUGUAUUACCCACCGAGGGCGUUGAUAGCACAGCGCCCAUACAUGAUGCACGCACUGAUGCUAAUCUUGCUGCCAAAAAGUUUUAUGCACAACGUAAUAUGUACUUGACGGGAUCUACCCUGUUUUUGACAUUGGUCUUGCGACAUAUAUACAAUCUAACGCUCGAUGUUGUACGGCUACAAGAUGAGAAUGGUCGAUUGACCUCAUCAUCUACCACCACCAGCACUGAGAAGCUCCCAUCACCCAAACGGCCUGUCAAGGUGAACCCAUCGUCGUCGUCAACAGAGAAGACCCACGUUGAAUAA
This is a messenger RNA of Lichtheimia ornata, 528 nucleotides long. RefSeq lists its product as uncharacterized. NCBI's taxonomy places the organism in Eukaryota, Fungi, Mucoromycota, Mucoromycetes, Mucorales, Lichtheimiaceae. Gene Ontology annotation, cellular component: endoplasmic reticulum membrane; endoplasmic reticulum. The record is from RefSeq and is a predicted model, not a curated record. Gene Ontology annotation, biological process: endoplasmic reticulum to Golgi vesicle-mediated transport; intracellular protein transport. The coding region runs from base 1 to 528 and encodes 175 amino acids. The transcript has 8 exons.